AUGAGUUUAACGGUGGAAAGUUUAAAAGAGCUGUGGGCAAAAGAUUUUCUUCCCAAUAUCCGAAAGGAGAUCCGCAAGGAAAUCGACUCCCUUAAAGCCAGUCUUCUCGACCUCAAAAAAAGGUGCGACGAAAUUGAAAAGUCCCAAAGUUUUAUCUCACAGAAAUACGACACUAUGAUAUCGGCGAUCAAGGACGUAAAAGAACACAACGAAGACGUGAAAAGCCAAAUUAAAGAGAUCAAGGAAGACAUAAACAAGCUCGACAACGAUGGUUUUAAUAUCGAGGUCAAGUUGGAUGAGCUCGAGCAGUACGCGCGACGAGACUGUCUGGAAAUAACCGGUAUUCCAGUGGUACCCUAACGAUAGCCCAGCGUUGCUGGUGAAGGAAAUGUCUGAAAUUAUGGGAGUGAACCUCAACGAAAACGAUAUAUCGAUCGCUCAUCGUUUACCCCCGACGAAGAAAGUGAAAGACCGACUAAUUGUCAAGUUCACUCGAAGAGAGAAAAGAGACGAAAUUUACAGCAAGAGGAAAAACUUAAAGUCCAAGCGGACUAAAGAUCUCCCGUCUGUGGUCUGCGAGCCGGAAUCUGCCGUUAUAAGUCAUAAAGUACAGUGAGAGUUUAACGCCAUACAGAAAACGACUACUGGGCAGAAUCUUACAAUUCAAGCGCGACCACAAUUACAAGUUUAUUUGGACGGCUAACGGUAAAAUAAUGCUGAGGAAAACGGAGAGCUCCACUACGAAAUGUUUUGUAGCCCAUGAGGAAUUCGAAGACUUUCUUGACGAGCACAAUUAAUUAGCUAUCAGUUUAAUUAUAUUACGGAGGUAAAAAUGGCUGAUUACCAGUAAGGCGUAAGUAGUUGAUCACCAUUUUAUGAUUUAACUGAAAGAGAAUUUCAUGCUAUGGUUGGCAGCUGGCCGGAUAGGCUUCAUGAUCUUGACCUUUACGAUCUCCUCCCAAAUCCAAAUAAAUUCAACGAGUGCGUCCCAGAUUUAAUGUUAAAUACCCCCUGCUCAGAAUAUUAUUCAGUCCGUAGCUUUAAUAAAAUGCUCGUAAAUUCAGACGCAAAAUCUUUUUCAAUUCUUCACUGUAAUAUUAGAAGUUUAUCUAAAAACCUAAAUCUAUUAGAAGAACUAUUAUGCCCCCUUGACUCCAAGCUGGAUAUACUUGGAAUUACAGAAACUAAAUAAGGUGAGAAGUCUAUUUCUAAUGUAAAUAUCACAUGGACUCGCCAACAAACGCAGGUAGAGCUGCUUUUUGUAUAGCUGAUAAUCUUAAAGCUGUAUCUAGGCCUGACAUUAAAUUUGACGUAGCGCUAGUUGAAUCCUGCUUGGCAGAAAUUGAUGCUGGUGACGGUAAAAAGAAGAUCAUAACAGGUUGUAUCUACAAGCAUCCAACUUGUAAUUUAGCACAGUUUCGCAACCAACUAAAUGAUGUAAUCAAAACAAUUAAUCCCCAUAGACACGAAAUUUACAUCUUUGGAGAUAUGAAUAUAAAUUUCCUGAAAUUCAAUGAACAUGCUCAAACUGAAGAGUUUUUAGAUAUGGUUUAUGCCAAUAAAAUCUUGCCGAUCAUUACUAAACCUACGAGUCCCACGCCGUACUUUACACUAUUAGAAAUCUUAAAGUUGGAGAAUAUCUUUAAAUUAAAAAUUGGUGCUCUUGUGCAUAGAAUUCAAUAUCAAAAAACGGAUAAACCCCAUGUCCUCUAUGACUUAGUUCAACCGGCUUUAGCUGUCCAUAAUUAUAAUACCAGGUAUGCCACUAAUCAAAACCCGUGCAGACCGUUUUCCAGAACUAAUUAUGGCCUAGCAAGGUUUAGUGUAGUGGCAUCGUAG
Porites lobata is the source of this 1839-nucleotide messenger RNA. NCBI's taxonomy places the organism in Eukaryota, Metazoa, Cnidaria, Anthozoa, Scleractinia, Poritidae. The record is from the annotation of a GenBank genome assembly.